UAUUCUGGGUCUCAAAGUAGCCUCCUCAGACUUGAUGUUGUCACCAUGGAGAUCAGUCUGUGGUUGCUACUGUUCUGUUGGUCAGCCGUCCUCCCCAAGACACUCUCUCAGCCUCUCACCACGUAUUUGGUGACAGCACCCACAUCUCUGCGUUUGGAUGCGGUGGAGACAGUACUGGUUCAGUUGUUUGGUUUCACCCAGCCAUUGGAGCUUUACGUCAUCCUGAAGAGCACUCAGGGCUCGCAGAGUGUGAAGUACUCGGAAGAAAGAUUGACUCUGAACCAGGCCAACAACUACCAGGCGGCCGCUAAAGUCCAGGUCUUGCCCAAAGAUUUGGUUGAAGGGGCUAGUAAUGUGGUCCUGCUGGUCCAAGGAUCAGGAAUAAACGACCAACGGGUGAUAGACAUCAGUCGGUCCAACGGCUUCAUGUUCAUCCAGACAGACAAGUCUCUUUACACCCCAGAACAGUCGGUCAAAGUCAGAGUGUAUUCUCUGAAUGAAGAAUUGAGACCAGCCAAUCGGAAAGUCAUCCUGACGUUUAAAGACCCAGAGGGGCAGAAGGUGGACAUUUCGGAACUAAUUGAUAAUAACAAUGGAAUCCCCUCGAUGCAAAACCCUUUCAAGAUCCCCCUGAAUCCAAAGCUGGGAGUGUGGAGCAUUGAGGCCACGUACUCCAAAGACUUCGACACCCAAGCCAUAGCUGUAUUUCAAGUGAAAGAAUAUGUUCUGCCCAGUAUUUCUAUCACAGUCAAACCAGAGGAAAACUUCAUCAGCUCUGAUAACUACCGAAGAUUUGCCUUCCAGAUCUCUGCCAGCUAUGUCAAUGGAGUGCCUGUCAGAAAGGGUGUUGUGUUUAUCCGCUAUGGUUUUAUUUCAAACAAGGAGGAGCCAGUGAUAUUCCCCAACUCAUUAACUAGGAAGCUUCUGUCGCCCUUAGGAGUUGUGGAUGUGAAUCAAGACAUUAAGGCUCUCCUGGCUGGCACUGCCCGCUACACGUUGGAGUCACUGAUCAAAAAAUCCCUCUACAUUACAGUAUUGGUCCAGGAAGAACAAGGUGGUAUCUCAGAGGAGACCGAAUAUACGGCUGUGAAGUUUGUAAGAUCUCCGUACAGUCUGCACCUGAUCUCCACCCCCCGCUUCGUCAAACCAGGGCUCCCCUACAAUAUCAAGGUGCUGGUGAGGGAUCCCACAGGGCAGCCAGUGGCUGGAGUCCCGGUCAACAUAGUGGACAAAUGCAUCGUCCGGGGGUCGCCCACUUCAUGCUACUGCUCAGGGAGCGAAGAGAGCCAAUCAGAUGGCUUCAUUGAGCGCAUCUGCAACAUCCCUCCACACACAGCAAUGGCUGUUCUUACGUAUGUGACAGCAGCCCCCGCUCUGUCCGCCGAGGGGCAGGCCAGCUUCAUUCUGGAGGCUCCGGCGUACAAUUCGCCCCAAUCGCUCUACCUCUACAUCCACCAUCCACAGCGGGGAAGCCUCGUCAUCGGACACCACGUUCAUAUCCGGGUCUCUGCCGCCACAGCCAGAAAUGUGCCCUCCUUCAACUACAUGGUGCUGUCUAAGGGAAAGGUGGUGACCUUUGGUGUUGUAGAGGGUUCUGGCGUCUCCGGACAGAAUCAGUUUGUGCGGUUUAGGGUUACGCCAGAGAUGACGCCAUCCAUUCGCCUGCUCGUCUAUUACCUCAUCGAAAGAGAAGUAGUGGCGGACUCUUUGUGGAUAGAAGUCGAGGGAAAAUGUGUCAACAGUCUCAAGACUGAGGUUCGCUACAGAAGACGGGAUCAGAGGCCCAAGUCCCACCUCCUGCUGGAUGUGUCAACCAAGCAGGACGGACUUGUUGCUCUCUCUGCUGUGGAUACAGCCAUCUUUCCCCUGCGUCGCAAUCACAAGGACCCUGUCGACAUGGUAUUGAGGCAUAUUGAGCUCAGUGACCAGGGCUGCGGGGCCGGCGGGGGAGGGGAUGCCCAGGGCGUCUUCCAAUUGGCUGGCCUCACCUUACUGACCAAUGCCAUUCACCAAGGGUCACAAAGUGCUGGGACUUGCACAGAAGCGGUACGUGCAAAGAGAUCCCUCACAGAAAAGGAGCAGAAAGCUGUGAUGGGAAGGAAACUCCCAGGUUCGAUUCGGGAAAAGAGAUCCCUCACCGAGGAGCAGAAAAUGGCAAUGGUGGCUGGUCAUGGAAACGUAGGCAGGUGCUGCAGGAGGGGUCUGGACCACAUUCCCAGCCAUGUGACCUGUGAGCAGUUUGCUAUCCAAUCCGUUGGUGAAAGGUACCCACGCUGCAGGAAAGCCUUCCAGGACUGCUGCAAACGCAUGGUGGCAAGCCUCCCAGAAGAUCUCCAUUAUUCUGGACGAGGUCAGGCUGAAUUCUUCCAUUUGGCAGCACCACCCCAACCGGCUCCUGCUCUUCGAGCAAAGAGAUCUCUCACAAAUGCCCAGGAAAAUGAAUUGGUGGCUGGUCAUGGAAAAGUAGGCAGGUGCUGCAGGAGGGGUCUGGACCACAUUCCCAGCCGUGUGACCUGUGAGCAGUUUGCUAUCCAAUCCGUUCUUGAAAGGUACCCACGCUGCAGGAAAGCCUUCCAGGACUGCUGCGAACGCUUGGUGAAAAGCCUCCCAGAAGAUCUCCAUUAUAAAAGAGGAGCUCCGGGCUCCCCGGGUCUUGCUCCUCGAGCAAAGAGAUCUCUCACAGAGGCCCAGGAAAAUGAAUUGGUGGCUGGUCAUGGAAACGUAGGCAGGUGCUGCAGGAGGGGUCUGGGCUACAUUCCCAGCCAUGUGACCUGUGAGCAGUUUGCUAUCCAAUCCGUUGAUGAAGGGUACCCACGCUGCAGGAAAGCCUUCCAGGACUGCUGCAAACGCUUGGUGGCAAGCCUCCCAGAAGAUCUCCAUUAUUCUGGACGAGGUCAGGCUGAAUUCUUCCAUUUGGCAGCACCACCCCAACCGGCUCCUGCUCUUCGAGCAAAGAGAUCUCUCACAAAUGCCCAGGAAAAUGAAUUGGUGGCUGGUCAUGGAAAAGUAGGCAGGUGCUGCAGGAGGGGUCUGGACCACAUUCCCAGCCGUGUGACCUGUGAGCAGUUUGCUAUCCAAUCCGUUCGUGAAAGGUACCCACGCUGCAGGAAAGCCUUCCAGGACUGCUGCGAACGCUUGGUGAAAAGCCUCCCAGAAGAUCUCCAUUAUUCCAGAGGAGCUCCGGGCUCCCCGGGUCUUGCUCCUCGAGCAAAGAGAUCUCUCACAGAGGCCCAGGAAAAUGAAUUGGUGGCUGGUCAUGGAAACAUAGGCAGGUGCUGCAGGAGGGGUCUGGACCACAUUCCCAGCCGUGUGACCUGUGAGCAGUUUGCUAUCCAAUCCGUUGGUGAAGGGUACCCACGCUGCAGGAAAGCCUUCCAGGACUGCUGCGAACGCUUGGUGAAAAGCCUCCCAGAAGAUCUCCAUUAUUCUGGACUAGCGCCGCCCCAACCGGCUCCUGUUCCUCGAGCAAAGAGAUCUCUCACAGAGGCCCAGGAAAAUGAAUUGGUGGCUGGUCAUGGAAACGUAGGCAAGUGCUGCAGGAGGGGUCUGGGCUACAUUCCCAACAGUGUGACCUGUGAGCAGUUUGCUAUCCAUUCAAUUCGUCAAGCGUACCCGAGCUGCAGGAAAGCCUUCCAGGACUGCUGCGAACGCAGCUUGGCACACAUCACAGGAGAUUUCCAAUAUUCCCGACCAGGUUUCCGCCCAGGUUUGGUUCGGGCAAAGAGAUCUCUCACAGAGGCCCAGAAAAAUGAAUUGGUGGCUGGGCAUGGAAACUUAGGCAGGUGCUGCAGGAGGGGUCUGGACCACAUUCCCAGCAGUGUGACCUGUGAGCAGUUUGCUAUCCAAUCAAUUCGUAAAACGUACCCGCGCUGCAGGAAAGCCUUCCAGGACUGCUGCGAACGCGGAUUGGAAAGCCUCUCAGAAUAUCUCCAAUAUUCCAGAGAUAUGGGCUCUGACUUGGACAUGGCCCCUUCAGUCAGAAGCUACUUCCCAGAGAGCUGGCUGUGGGAGGUCCAGCCCGUCAGAGACCACCUAUUGUCAGUGAACAUGAGUCUACCAGACUCUCUCACCACCUGGCAGAUCACUGCUGUUGGAAUGUUCCAGAAUGGUAUCUGUGUUCAGGAUCCUGUGCAGGUAUCAGUCAGUCUUCCGGUUAGUGUCAACAUUCCUCUGCCCUACCAGCUGGUCCGAGGAGAACAGCUCGACCUGCUGGGCUCCGUUUAUAAUGAGAACAUUGAACCCAUACAGUAUUGUGUAACUCUGACGGUUGGUCCAGAGUUCUGCUUGCUCCACUCACAAUCCGAUGGGGACAGUGGCCUGCAAACCACAGCUUGCGUGUGGACCCAUCUCUCUGGUUCUGGAGUGGGGAAAGGGGGCCCCUUCACCCUGCUGGGUCUAAAGCCUGGGGAGCACACCUUGAUAUUCACCCUGAGGACCAGGGACAGACCAGGGGCCCCCAGAGACAUCGUGAAGAAGAAGCUCCGUGUGGUGCCUGAAGGUGUUAGAAAGGAGACCUCCUCUGUAGGAACUCUGGACCCUCAAGGCAUAUAUGGCUCGGAGAAGAUAAAAGUGCUGCUUAAGAAUAGACCUCCUCCCGACCUGGUCCCUGACUCGUCUGUUGAGCGCUCCCUCUCCUUCAAUGGGGUGAUCAUGGGUAAGAUGCUGUCUGUGAUACUGGAGCCAGAAGGGUUGGGGAAGCUCAUCCGUCGGCCCUUGGGAUCUGCAGAAGCUGGGCUGGAUGGGCUGCUCCCCCUCAUCCAUGUGUACAGGUACCUGGAGUGGAACGACCGCUGGAAUGUUCUGGGGGAGGACGUCCGGGCCAACAUAUUCAACCUAAAGACAAGGAUCAAAGAGGGUGUGGUCAAUAUGUUGUCCUUCAGAGUCAAGGAUAAUCCGUCUUCUUACAGCUUGUGGAUGAAAGGAAAGCCAAGCACACGGUUGACCGCCAAGGUGGUCCAUACAUUGGCUCUGCUAAAGGAUGUGAUCAAGGUGGACUAUACAUCUGUAGGAUUGUCUGUGGACUGGCUCAUCAACGCCCAGAAUGGAGAUGGCUCCUUUAGAGAGCUGGCCUUGGAUUCCAAAAGAGUGACGGCAGAUCCCGAGGAACACUCUGUCUACUUGACAUCCUUUGUGCUGAUCAGCUUGAAGAGGGCCACACAAAUUAAAUACCCGGCUUUGCAGCUACAAUCCCAGCGUGACGCUAUGACGCAAGCUGUACUCUACAUUUCCCAGCAUGUCAUGCAUGUGAAGAGUUUGUAUGUGCGUGCAGUUGCAACUUAUGCCCUCACAUAUCAUAACAUCGACAAUGAAAUGGCCACAACGCUGUUCGAGAACCUGGAGGGUCUGGCCCGACAGAAAGUGGGUACCAUGGAACUGAGAUAUUGGCAGGAAUCCAAUGUGGCUGAGUGGCAGCAGCCUGACCAAUCAAGUGGCCUGAUGGUGGCGACCACCGCCUAUGUCAUGCUCACCUCUGUGUUCAAGGGGAGGUUAUACUACGUCAAGCCCAUCGUCAACUGGCUGACCCAGGACCAGCACUAUGGAGGAGGCUUUUAUUCCACCGAGGACAUGGUGUUAACCCUGGAAGCCAUUACGGAGUACAGCCUGAAGUUAUCCCGGUCCGAACUCAACCAGGACAUUGUUGUCUCAGGGAAGGACAUUAAGGCUCUCGUAAAACUCAGGGAAAACCUACCCAUGGUCCCGCCCGUACAGGUGCAUACCUACGGUGACAUCACGGUGUCAACAGGAUAUGGGAACGGUGUCUCUCAUGUCGAGCUCAAAACCGUAUAUUACCAGACCACGGUAUCCCUUAAGGAAUGUAACUUUGACUUCAAUAUAGAACUAACCAAAAAAAGUACCAGAACCCGGUAUCAUUCCCUAACAGCCUGUGUCAAAUACAGGCCCCCACCAAACGAGGUUGAGCCAGAGUCGGGCCUGACUGUGUUGGAGAUUCAUCUUCCAACAGGAGUUCAACCAAACCUUAAUGAACUUGAACCAUUUAAGAACGGUGAUAUUCCUGCCAUCUUGAGUUAUAAAAUGAGAGGAAACGUGGUCAUCAUCGAGAUGGAAUAUGUACCGUCUGAUAUCUUCCGGUGUAUAGGGUUCCGGGUCCGUGCAGAGUUUAACGUGGUGGCAGCGGCAAAGUCCAUCUUCAGAGUGUUUGAGAGCGAGGUUCAAGGCAGUGUGUGUGAAAAACAAUUUUCGUUUGCUGAGGAGGAUCUACAGCGACUGUGUUUUGGGAAGGAGUGUCAGUGCAUGAAAGCCGCUUGCGCCACAUAUAGAGGAAACAGCACCGCCCUUACAGCAGAAGAACGCAUCCUGGAGACCUGCUAUGAUCAUAUCCAAUAUGCGUACAAGGUAAAGAUUAAGUCUGCAGUGGCUGAAGGGGACUUUAUGACCUACACGGCCAUCGUAGUCCUAGUCCUGAAACAAAAGGACCGAGCGUUUGAGGGUGUUAGGCCAGGCGUUGAGGUGGCCCUGGUGAAGAAGGCCACCUGCAGCUGGGUGGAGCUUCAUAAGGACGCCCAUUUCAUAGUGCAGGGCUCCCGUGGCUCAGAGCUCCUCUCCAAUGACAACGUCAGGUACCGUUUUCCUCUGGACUUGGAUGCUGUUCUUGAGCUGUUGCCAGAUUGUGGUCCUACUGGCUGCAUGGACUCUGAACUGAAUCAAUAUGAAGAGGACCUCCAGAUUUUUGGCUGUGGCUAACCAGCCCUGUUAUGAAUAGGAUUAAUUCCUUUUUAAUAAUGAGCAUAUUUGUUUUCUUCCUCAAGUAAUUUUUUUGCAGGCAAUACAUGCAGUAUUUUCAUAGAUUUAACAUGGUAACAACAAGCAAAAACAAUCCGAAAUUCUCUCUCGCUCGAUCGAUCAAAAACAAACGUGUGUGUGUGUUUAAAGUGUGUGUUGUAGGUGAUUAUUUUAAUUCAUUAUUUAGGAGCUUUUCAUUCAAUUAUCAACUGGGAUCAAUACAACCUAUUGUUGGAAAUAUGGGUAAAAGUUGCAGACAGAAUUUCCUUUCGGAGAUUCAUUUAAGUGUGUUAUUUUAAAUAUACCAAACAAUCAGCUUUCCCAACUAAAUAAAUAAAUAAUCUGAUACAAUUGCACCCACUCCGUUAUGGGUUAGUCAUUCAUUCUGUUAUCUCUGUGAGACCAUCCAGAUCUCACAUUGUGAGUAACCAUUUUGUUUCUGUCUGCAGAUCAUAUUCACAAUGUCUGCGCUUUAAUAUCUGGAUGUCUCAAAAACCUUACUCUUUUUAAUAAAGAGAAAUAUUUAAUAAAGAUCAUUAAAAAAUAAGGAUAGGCCCUAAAGAUCCCAUGGCAUGAAAAUUUCACAUUCUGAGGUUCUCUAACAUUAAUAUGAGUUCCCCUAGCCUACCUAUGCUCCCCAGUAGCUAGAAAUUUCAUUGGGUGUAAAACGAGCACCAGGCAUUCUGCUCCGCCUUUGAAAAAACGAAACUCAGACGCGCCGUUUUGGAAUUUUCCCUGUAUGUCGUCAUAAAGGGAGAUGACACAUCCCCUUUCUCUGCCUUUCCAGCCCAGAGAAUUUGGCCCGGCAAUGUCCUACGGCCGUGCGAGUGUCACAUACGUGUGUGUGUGUGUGUGUGUGAUUACACACACUGCAACGCAAGCGUUGUACACUUCUUUGUUAUUUGGAUAACCGUUCUGCUGUUGGUGUUAUGGCGCAUAUCACGUCGGUUCUUUGACGUCUCUGGUAUUUCCACAACAAGUCUGUAGUUGGGGUUAUCUCAGCCAUCGUUGAGCCCCGCAGCCUGCCGCCCGCUGCUGCGAGGCACCACCGCCGCGAAGCACCACCGCCCGGCAGCGGGCAGCAGGCAGCCGACAGCAAGCAGCGGGCAGUGGGCGAUUCAGUCUACUUCAGAUUGCUGUGGAAGUGGAAGAACCAGAGUCGCGGAGAACCCGCCGCAGUCGUUUGUGAUUCGAAAUAUCGUCUGGAGACGCACACAGCUUUUGGUCAUGAUAAUAUGUAUUAUAUGAUAUUAUUUAGAUAUAGAGCUCCAGGACUGUAACGCAAUUGUUGUACACUUCUUUGUUAGUUGGAUAACCGUUCUGCUGCUGUUGGUGUUAUGGUGCAUAACACGUCGGACUCGAACGAGACUAGUAGUGGGGGUUAUCUCAGACAUGGUUGAGAAGGAAUUGGGGGAAAGGAACUUUGCUUUGUCUCCCUGAAGUACAUGAACCAAGACAUGGAGGAGAAAGGGUUUGUUGCCCGCGAUUGUCUCCCGCUGAGCCCCUCUUCCCGCUGCCGAGGGACCACCGCCUGGUGGUGCCUAAGUGCUGCAUCUUGCCGACUGCCGAGGCGACUGCCGACUGCCCUCGACAGCAAGGCUCAGACGGGAGACAAUCGCGGUCAACAAUCGCGGGCAACAACCCCUUUCUCCUCUAUGUCAUGUUUCAGUCUACUUCAGAUGAUGUGAACGUGGAAGAACCAGAGACGUCGAAGAACCCAAUGAAGUCGUUUGAGAUUCAUAAUAUCAUCACACAGCCCACUAAUAUCUAUAUUAAACCAUUCAUAAAGUAGCAUGCCAUGGGACCUUUAAGAAGGAAAAAAGCAUUGAAGCCGAUCAUUAAAAUCCACUUGCCCCCUGGAUUCGGCCAUCCAGUCAAGAGGUCUACAGAACUGUGGGUAAAGGGAGAGCCCAUAAAGAAAGCUUUGGGCGUGUUAGGGAUGCAGUGGCAUUAGAAAUUAAUGUACAUGUACACAUCUCGUGCUUAUUGAGGACUAUGACACCUAUUUUGGUGAGGACUACGACCCUCUCAGCUAGGCUCUGGUUCGACCUCCAAUUCAAAAGUUUACACGGCUGUGUCACGGAGUGAUUACUGCCCGGGCUCACCGGGCCCCCAGGCCCAGUGGGCCAAGGGGGCCCUGUUGUAGGGGCAAUAUUUUCCCUACAUUAUUAUACCUACUGAUAUCUUAAUGGGGCCUCAAGCCAUAUAACAUUGGUCAUAUUAUGUAAUAUGUCUCAAUAGGGCCCCUCAACCAUAUGCCACAGGUUGUGUCAUUCAUCCCUCAGGUUGUGUCAUUCAUCCCUCAUACGUGAAAGGGCCCCUUCAAAUAAAAAUAAACGCACAUUAUAGGUCAUAUAGGGCCCCUGAAUCACAGAUUAUGUAUAUUAUUCAUUCCUAAUAUCGGAAAAGGACCCCUAAAUCAGUUAGCAUAGGUCAGGAUAUGUCAUAUAGGGCCCUGAAACACGGGUUAUGUUAGUCACUCUUGGUAUCUGGAAGGGGCCUCAAAAUUAAAUAGCAUGGGGUUUAAUUUGUCAUAUGUCUUAAUAGGGCCCCUGAACCACAGGUUAUGUUGUCAAUAAGAUAACGUGGGGUAUGUAAUGUCACACCCCCCUCUAUCUGCUUCAUCAGUCUGCUGUCCACAGUAGCCGCAGUUUCCGACAAUGCAGCGUGCUCAUACUGGCCAGAUGUAUUGGCCCCUGAUGUAGGGCCCCUAAAUCAUAUACCACCAUGGGUUGUUAUAUGCCAUAUUAUUAUUAUAUUAUUAAUUCUAUGAUAUGAUUGGAUGUGUCAAUAGAGCUUGUUAGACUGUGGACAGGAACGGUUACAAUACUAACGGUUACGUCAAUGCUAGAUAAAAUGUUUGGGUGGUGGGGGAGGCCUUUUCUCGUCGCCUGGGCCCAGGGGCCCACUGACUCAUAAACCGUCACUGGGCAGUAAAAAUUUUAUCUCCCCUUUCAAGAAAAGUUCAGUUAUUUUUAAUUGUUUAAAUAUUCCCCCAGAAUUAAGUCCCAAAUGCUUCUCAACUGUCAAGAAGCGCUCCCUCUUUGAACCUGGUUUAAAACAUCACUUAACCACCUGCACUCAAUUAAAGGUGUAGUGUGUAGAAUUCAGUGGUAUCUAGUUUGAACGGUCCUGGCAGAAAUGAUGGCUCAAUCAGUGUAUAAACCCAUGAAAAUAAGAAUAAUUGGGGUGCCCCCGGUGCUUCACCGGGUAGAGCGCAUACCACUAAGGCCCAGUCCUUACCACAGCGACCCGGGUUUGAUUCCUGCCCGUGGUCGUUUGCUGCAUGUCUUCCCCUGUCUCGAAUAUCUUUGUCUUACUCACUCUACAAUAAAAAGGAUUAAACCUUCAAAAAA
Gadus chalcogrammus (walleye pollock) is the source of this 10097-nucleotide messenger RNA. It is a transcript of the gene c5, whose product is annotated as complement component 5. Gene Ontology annotation, molecular function: protein binding; endopeptidase inhibitor activity. The coding region runs from base 46 to 6702 and encodes 2218 amino acids. Lineage: Eukaryota; Metazoa; Chordata; Actinopteri; Gadiformes; Gadidae. Gene Ontology annotation, cellular component: extracellular region. The record is from RefSeq and is a predicted model, not a curated record. The transcript has 55 exons.